CGGGAAUUUUUCUAAUUCGUGUUUAUUUCCUUGAAUUUUAUCGUUUAACUUCAGUGUUCAAGGGGCCUUUGUGCCGACAAGAUGCGGAAGUUAAGGCAGUGGCUUUCAGCUGCAAUCAUUUUGACCACGGCCUUUAGUGUCAAUUUGGCUACUCCCGGCAUUGACAAAUUAUCCAGCACUGAAUCGUCAUCUGCUGUUUCCCCGUUUCAAAAGGAAGUCUGCCAUGAAAAGCUGAGUAAAGACCUCAAAGACGAAUUUUCAAAGCUGCCCACAUUUGAUGGAUUGUCGGAAAAAUUCAAUUCGGCUUUGACAACAAAUCUAAGAGAUGUAAAUUUGCAACUGAAUGCCUCUAUUGCGAGCAACAGCGACUUAUUUAGAACCAUGAAAGAGGAACUGAAAAGAAGUUUCUCAAAAGAGGUUACAAAUUUAAGCAAUUCUUAUUCUGAUAGAACUAAUAAGAACUUUGAGAACUUAAGUAUCCAAUUUGAGUCAUGCAAAUCUUUGGAGCGUAAAAUCGAAGAAACCAAUAAAAAAGUAGUAAAUAUGACGAAAAGCAUCGGGGAUUUAAUCUUGAUGACAAGUGAAACUGGCAAGAAUCUUAAAGAUUUGAAUAAUACCUGCAGUGUUAUCUGCAAGCAAGAAGCAGAAUCACAAAAACUAGAAUUGGAAAAACUUCGGCCUGAAAUUAUUGAAAUCCAAACAAUGACUAAGAAUCUCAUCAAUUACAUUGUCAUUCUUCAAUCUAACGUGACUCAAAUUCUUGCCGAAAAAGCAUCAGACGAUGAGAACGUCGAUGAUGAGAAAAAGACGGACAUAGCAGAACUGAUGACUAACUUGACCAGAGAGUUCAUCAAUGCCAGCGCACCAAACUUUGAAAAAUUGGAAGCAAAGACAAAGGUAGUCGACCACGCAUUUUGGUUUAUGUUGAUAGUAAUUGCGAGUCAAGUUAUUGUCAUGGCGCUUCUGUUGUUGAACAUUUUAAGAAAAGCACAAACCUUGAAAAUCCAAACGGGAAAUACUCAAAAUCGGCCAAAGUCAAAUGGUUUUAAAGAUAGCGUAAAAUACAAGGAAAACGACGACAUUGAAGUGCAGAAUGAUAUGUACGGUUACAUGUAAUCUUGUUAUUACUAAACAAAGUCUGGAAUAUUUUCAAAAGACCCAAUGAAAUUUGAGAACUAAAAAAGCAUGAAUAGAGAAUAAAUAAUUAACAAAACUCUUUUUGAGCUUUAAAAUGUAAACUUAUGUACUACAUGAAAAUAAUAUCUGUAAUAUUCUUAUACAUAUUAUGCAAUAAUUUAAUCAUUUAAUGGAAAAAUUUGUUACAAUAAGUUUUACACAGUCAAGAUUAUUUAACUUUAACAUUUUCUUGUCCUUUUAGUUUGGCUUUCGUCAUAUAAUUUUGUAUUUUAACAAAAUAAUAAAUAAUUAAUGUUUUCUAGGUGUA
This is a messenger RNA of Neocloeon triangulifer, 1444 nucleotides long. RefSeq lists its product as uncharacterized. The record is from RefSeq and is a predicted model, not a curated record. NCBI's taxonomy places the organism in Eukaryota, Metazoa, Arthropoda, Insecta, Ephemeroptera, Baetidae. The transcript is spliced from 2 exons. Bases 82 to 1116 code for a protein of 344 amino acids.